AUCGAUGAAAAUGAACGAGUGAUGGAGGACAUGAGGGCAUUCUCGGAUUAAAUGCUUUUGUUUUUGAACCUUUGGAGGAUUUAAUCUUUUAUUCUUUCUGUGAUUUUCAUAUUGUUAUUAUUUUUUGGAUCUUUUUGUUUUCUUUCCGUAUGUGAACGAGCAGACAGCAUGGGGUUACUGCUUCUGCUCGCCGUCUUCCAGGUGGUCACAGUCGGCUUGGUGAACGCUGGAUGUCCGGUGAUAUGCGAGUGUCCAGCGGGCCCCCCGUCCUGCCCCCCCGGGGUCAGCUCGGUCCCAGACGGCUGCGGUUGCUGCAAGGUGUGUGCUGCUCAGCUCAACCAGGACUGUCACGAGGGACGACCAUGUGACCACCACAAAGGCCUGGAGUGCAACUAUGGCAACGACGUGGGUCGCACCAACGGCAUCUGCAGGGCGAAGGCAGAGGGCCGAUCGUGUGAGUACAACGGGCGGAUUUACCAAAACGGCGAGAACUUCCGCGCCGGUUGCAAGCACCAGUGCACCUGCAUCGACGGAGCGGUGGGCUGCGUCCCCCUCUGCCCCAGCCACAUCCCCCUGGCAUCCCCUUCCUGUCCCGCCCCCCAGCUGGUCAAAGUCCCGGGCCAGUGCUGCCUCAGCGUCGACUGCCACAAGGGGACCACGGUCGUGCCCCCCGUGCACCGACGACACCAGCCCCCCCAGGCUUUCCCGCCGUACCCCUUCAUUCCCUACCCGGCGUACCCCUACCCGAAGCCUUAUCCCAAACCGUUCAAGAAGCUGUACCCCUACAAACCCAAAAAGGAGAAGGACACGCUGGGCAACGAGCUGGUGGAGGUCGGACGGAAGUGGGAGAAGAUGCGUGGAAACAAACAUCUGGCAUCCUGGAGGCAGAUGGGAGAUCAGUGCGUGGUUCAGACUACUUCCUGGUCGCAGUGUUCUCGGAGCUGCGGGAUGGGCGUCUCCUCUCGUGUCACCAACGACAACGCCCGCUGUAAGCUGAUCAAGGAGACGCGCCUGUGCAACAUCCGCCCCUGCAGCUCCAUGUCCGUCCCCGUCAAGAGAGGGAGGAAGUGCUCUCGAACCCACAAGGCGCCCGAGCCUCACCGCCUGUCCUACGCCGGCUGCAGGAGCACCCGUCUCUACAGGCCCAACUACUGCGGCGUCUGCAGGGACGGCCGCUGCUGCUCGCCCCGUCGCACGCGCACCGCCGGCGUCGCCUUCUCCUGCCCCGACGGCGAGCGCUUCAGCCGCUCCGUGAUGUUCAUCCAGUCGUGCAAGUGCAGCGACGAGUGCAACCACCUGAACGAGGCGGCCAUGCCUCCGCAGCGGUGGCUCUACGGAGACACGCACAAGUUCAUGGACUAAAACCCUGAACCCCCCCACAUUCCCUCACACACACACACAAAGACUUUUAAGUCCCCCCGUAGUGAUCCCCAUUGUAGAAUAGCUGUCCUUAGUGUAUCUACGAGAAGACGCAAGCGUGGCCAACACAUGGAAACAUCUUUGGUGGAUGUUUGGGGAGGAACGGGGAGAAAAUGAAUGAAUCAAGAUGGAGGCAGCGGCGACUUGGAAAGUGACCAGCGUGUGCUUUUAGUGUAGAUAAAGUCGGACUACUGGGGUUAAACUGGCCGCCAUGUUGCCGUCAUUCACCAAAAAGUCCCCCGAACUCUUGAGACUUUUUGUGGGGAUGCUGGAGCAAAAAAAAGCUCCAGUGAUGUGGAUUUUCAUCUCUCAGUGAAAGAGCAACAGGUCCCUCGAAGUAGUAAAACUCACUCCAAAACUAAAAACCAAAUGAAGACUCGCAGGGAAGAUUAACAAGCAAACAACGGGGAUCUGAAGACGGAGGAGGAUGCUCUGAGAGGGGGAGGGGCUUGUGUCUUUUUAUGGUAUUUAUUCACUGGUAUUUAUUGUUGAGACAGUGGCUGCUAUGUUUGGAGCGACUCUGCAGCUGAACGAGGGACAAAACAGCUGAGAGCUGUCGGCCGCGAGCAGGAGAGACGGACUCCGGGGGCGUUUAUCCUGCCGGUCUCUUUUUAGAGGUCGCAGCGGUCAGAAAGUCGUUAUGUAAUGACAGAUGAUGAUGAAGGCUACAGGAGAGAGGAGGACUUAUGGACUCAUGGAGUUGAACCUGCCUUGUGGAGGCUUUGUACGCAUUAGCGGGGGGGAAUAUGUCAGAGGUUUGUUUACACAGCUGAGCUCGUCCUCGCCGCGCCGCCACGGGAAGAUGAGACAUUUAGCGAGCAGCAGAAGAACAAGGCCGGGAAUCUGGCGCCAAGAAGUCAACCGCCGUAAUUCUGUGCAAAUUACUAUCCUGACUCUGACGGGGCAACGAGACGAAAUCAGCCGCUCUCUUGUUUUCUGUAAAAAUUCAGAUUUUUGAAAACUGCGGCCGAGUAAACGUGUAAUUUGUGACUCGUGGUGUGGAAACGUUCUGGUGCCGAAUCUGGCCUAACACCAAACAAUAACUCACACGUCUUCUUCAAGUUGUGUCUGUUUCUGAGAAAUGCUUUUCCAAAACUUCUUGUUGUCACUUCAGUGAGCUUUAUUUUUUCUGCAAGUGGUUAGAGUCAGUAACGUCGCUCGGAGGGGUCAGACAAAUCCAAAUAUCAAAAACAUUUUACAAAAAACACGCCCCCAUAUGCGGAAAAGGUAAAUGCAAACGCCACAACAGGAACGCUACAGGAAGUCACAAAGCUAAUGUCACAGCAUGAAUGCAAAGAGGAAGUUAGAACGAGCAAAAUAUCACCAGGCUUCAGCCGUGGCCUACAGGACCAGGAUGUGUCAAAUAGCUUUUUUCAAAACGCCACAAGAGGCCAUAGCAGCAGGCCGUCCCCGCCGAUAAAGCACUUGUGUUGAGAAUUAGCAUGUCGGCUAAAACACUCAAACAUUGCGUCUGGUUCGUCUAAUGUUCUUGUGAUGUCAGAGUCAAAUCAUCAAUCUAAAACGGUUUUUGUGUUUUUUUCCUUUUGCAAAGUGUUUUGGAUUCACUCUGUCUGACAUCUCCAGGCCACCGUAGUCCAGGGCUGCCAACGGUACAUGAGAACUUAUACAUGACUUUAACUACAGAACACCGGUGUAUUACUCAGAUUGGCAUCCGGUCAAGUUGGUGCACCUUACUACAGCCUUCGUUUAUAAUCUUUGUUCUCAUGGAUGGAGCUACAGAGGGACUCAGAGGAGUUUCAAACUGAAGAAACAUUUUUAAAAAAGUGAUUCUAAAAUAUUCUACUCGCAGCAUUUGAUGAUAAAAGUGUUUCCUCUUUCCUCGUAACAAGUGGGUUUCUUUGAAACUGGUAAAUGUUUGUAUAGCUGCUGUAGGUUUCAUGCUUUUUUCAUGCUGUUGGGUUUGGCCUCUGUAGAUGCUGCCGUGGUUUCUGUACUGUAUUUGUAGUUUUGUUUAAGGACUCCCUAGUGCAGCUAUGUACAGAUGCUUUGUUAACCUCUCGUAGUUCUAUCUGCUGUAUGAGGGCCAGUCCUUUGACUGACCUAUACUCAAGUAGUCCAUGUAGAGUUUAGCGCCGGUUCAGAUCAGUUUGUCUACUGGUGUUCAUUAAUUCCAUCUGUGAUGAGUCCUGCUUCUUCAGGUUACAUAAAAGGUUUAAAAUAACUCUGGACUUACAGGUAACUUCUCCUGAAUCAAUGGAUGCGUCAAAUCAUUUUUUCAUUUUCUAAUAAAGACUUUAUCACUCCGA
This is a messenger RNA of Labrus mixtus (cuckoo wrasse), 3686 nucleotides long. Its product is annotated as CCN family member 1. Bases 169 to 1362 code for a protein of 397 amino acids. Gene Ontology annotation, molecular function: protein binding. Lineage: Eukaryota; Metazoa; Chordata; Actinopteri; Labriformes; Labridae. Gene Ontology annotation, biological process: signal transduction. The record is from RefSeq and is a predicted model, not a curated record. Gene Ontology annotation, cellular component: extracellular region. The transcript has 5 exons.